UUCACUUCUGCCGUCUGUCUUCUAGCUCCUGACGCACAUGAGGGAUCUGGGAUUGGAAAAGCCAACUUCUUCCACUUACAUUUCUGGAUCAGUUCUCUCCACCUGCAUCACUGCAUGACAGACACAGAGAUGAGCGAUCAGAAAGUGAUUUAUUCCACCCUGAGAUUUCUUUCGUCUCCUUCAGAGUCACAAAAUAGAGUAAGGCCAGGUAGGACUCAAAGGCCUGGGAAAACUAAUGACAAAGAGUUUCCAGUGCCCUGGUGUCUCAUUGCAGUGAUUCUUGGGAUCCUGUGUUUACUACUAUUGGUGACAGUCGCAGUGUUGGGGACAAAGAUUUUUCAGUAUAUUCAAGAAAACCAUCAGCAGAGGGAAAAGAUAGGAAACUUGAGUCAAGAGUACCAAACUGUGCAAAAUGACAGCUGCCUCAAGAAGCAACUUUUGACAGCUAAGACUUUAGAAGAUUACACUCCUGCAAAUGAAAGCCUUCUGCAUAAAAUGAGACAGAAUUUUAAGCAAAGGAGAUGUUAUAAAAUAGAAGACAGACUCUAUGAAAACCACUGGUCCUGUUAUGGAAUAAAUUGUUACUAUUUUAUUUCUGAAUGUAAAACCUGGAACAGAUGUAAUCGGACUUGCCAAAGCUAUAAUUCAUCUCUUCUGAAGAUAAAUGAUCCAGAUGAACAGACCUUCAUUCAAACCCACAUUUGUAAGAAUAACUACUGGAUUGGAUUAUCAUAUAGUGAAAGAGAAGGAAAAUGGAAAUGGAGUGACAGUGACCCACUUCCGGGGAGGAACUAUGCACUCAUGAAUUUUUCUGGGAGAGGACAAUGUGCAUUUUUAUCGUCAACAAGAAUAACAACUAUUGAGUGCUCUCGUGUGUACGGUUGUAUCUGCGAGAAGACAAUUGAUGAUAUUUUCUCCCCCUGCUUCAAUAGUAAUAAGAAGAAAAGGUGAAAUGGGAUUUUGUAAUUUUUUUUGUUUAUUG
Messenger RNA from Hyaena hyaena (striped hyena), 982 nucleotides. Its product is annotated as killer cell lectin-like receptor 2. The record is from RefSeq and is a predicted model, not a curated record. The coding region runs from base 115 to 951 and encodes 278 amino acids. NCBI's taxonomy places the organism in Eukaryota, Metazoa, Chordata, Mammalia, Carnivora, Hyaenidae. The transcript is spliced from 7 exons.